Menidia menidia (Atlantic silverside) is the source of this 2832-nucleotide messenger RNA. The record is from the annotation of a GenBank genome assembly. Lineage: Eukaryota; Metazoa; Chordata; Actinopteri; Atheriniformes; Atherinopsidae.
ACAGGCUGUGAUUGGUCUCACCCCAAGAUGACAUCCCCCAAAAACAAAGCCAAGAAGAAACCACCUAAAGACAGCAUUACAUUGCUACCAUGUUUUUAUUUUGUGGAGCUCCCCAUUGUCCUGUCCUCCCUGGUGUCCCUGUACUUCUUGGAGUUGACAGAUGUCUUGUCCCCGGCGAUGGUGGGCUUCCGUUGCCAUGACCGCGACCUCUCCAUGCCCUACGUGGAGACGGGUGAUGAGCUCAUCCCCCUUUUGAUGCUGCUGAGUUUGGCCUUCGCUGGACCAGCAGCUUCUAUUAUGUUGGGGGAGGGCCUGAUGUACUGUAUGCAGUCCAAAAUGAAGACUUGUCCCAAGUCGGAGGGCAGCAUCAAUGCUGGAGGAUGCAGCUUUAAUUCCUUCCUGCGUAGAACUGUGCGCUUUGUGGGUGUUCACGUAUUCGGUCUCCUGGCAACAGCCCUGGUGACAGAUGUCAUCCAGUUAGCCACUGGCUACCACGCCCCUUUCUUCCUCACCGUAUGCCAGCCCAAUUACACGGCCCCAGGAGUGUCAUGUGACAACAACGCCUACAUUACUCUGGACAUCUGCAUGGGAAAGGAUCAAUAUGCUAUUAUGUCAGCCAGGAAAACAUUUCCAUCCCAGCAUGCGACGUUGUCUGGUUUUGCUGCAGUAUACAUCUCCAUGUACUUCAACGCCAGCAUCAACAGCACCACUAAGCUGCUGAAGCCGCUGCUGGUCUUUGCUUUCUGCAUGGCGGCGGGCCUCGCCGGCCUGACACAGAUAACGCAGUACCGCAGUCACCCCAUAGACGUCUACGUGGGCUAUCUAAUUGGAGCUGGAAUCGGAGUCUACCUGGCUGUGUACGCUGUGGGAAACUUCAAAGCGUCAGAGGAAGAUGCGCCCUCUUUACGGCGGCUAACCUCGGUCCAGCAGAAAGACGGCCUGAGGGUGUUGAGCCAGCGGAGUCACGACUCCCUGUACAGAAAAACCCCCAGGGUGUCUGAGAGCAGGGAGGAGCUGGGCGCCGGGCUGGGGUCGGGAGCCCGCAGUAAGGUGAGGAGGGAGAAGGCCUCCCUGGCCUCGCUCAAACGAGCGAGCGCUGAUGUGGAGCUCCUGGCAACCCGCGGCCCGAUGGGGAAGGAGACCAUGGUAACAUUCAGCAACACCUUGCCCAGAGUUGCAAACGGGAGCAGCCCCAUCUCCCCCUCGGAGGAGCCGGUCGUUACGCAGCGUCACAUGACUUUCCACGUGCCCUUUGACCCCCAGAGGUCUCGGCAGCUGGUGUCCGAGUGGAAGCAGCGCUCUUUGGAGCUCCGCAGCCAGAGCUCACGAGACGAGGACGAGGCGGCGGAAGAGAGAGACAAAGGAGGCGACCGGGGAGAAUCGGAAAGCCAAGGGAUGCCCCCCUCUCUUUAUCCGAUGGUGCAGGCCAGCAGCAGCACCAGCGCGGCGGCCGCAGCCAGGAUGGUGGUGGCACCGCCACUCGUUCACAUCCCCGAGGAGGCCACGCGACCGCCCCCCGUCUCCCCAAAAAGCGCCAAGACCCGCGCCAAGUGGCUGUCCCUCACCGAGGGAGGAGGGGUGAAAGAGCCCAGCCCGGGGCCUAUUGCGGUGUCCACCCCCCGAGUGCCCAACACGCAGCCCGGCCAGCCCCCCAGCCAGCAGAGGGUCACUCAGGUCAUAGCCAUGUCAAAGCAGGGUCACGGACCGCUGUCUGGAUCUGCCAAGUCCUCAGAGGGUGGCUCCUCCUCUGGCGGCGGCUCAAACUGCUCCGAGUCUCCCUACUACCGCAUCCCGUCGGAUCGGGACAGCUGCACCGGAAGCAACCCGGGGAGCAUGGGCGGCAGCGGGAGCAUCGUCACCAUCGACGCCCACGCCCCCCACCACCCGGUGGUGCGCGUGUCGGCCGGCAACGGCAAGCCGUGGGAGUGGAGGAACACCAUCAGCGGGAACGUGGUGGCGGGCGAGGCGGCGGGCGACAAGCACCGCGCGGCCCUGCAGCGGCAGGACAACCUCAGCCACUACCGCGACUACCGGACCCUCCCCGGCAAGACCGACUCGCUCUGCUCCUCCACCGCCAGCGGGAGCGCCGAGGGGGGCGAGCUGCCCCCCCCGCCGCCGCCCUCCGCCCCCUCCCCCAUGCCACCUCCGCCUCAUUUGUCCUCCUCCCCUCUCCCGCCGCCACCGCCUCAGUCGGCUUCCUCGCCCUUGCCUCCCUUUCCACAUCCGGGCGCCUCUCCCAUGCCUCCGCCUCCCCCUCCGCACUCGAGCUCCUCUCCCAUGCCUCCGCCACCCCCCCACUCGUCCUCCUCCCCGUUGCCACCACCUCCUCACCCCUCGUCUUCCCCGUUGCCACCACCUCUUCAUCCCUCGUCCUCCCCAUUGCCACCACCUCCUCACCCCUCGUCUUCCCCAUUGCCACCACCUCCUCACCCAUCGUCCUCCCCGUUGCCUCCCCCUCCUCACCCAUCCUCCUCCCCACUGCCACCACCUCCUCACCCCUCGUCCUCCCAAUUGCCACCACCUCCUCACCCCUCGUCCUCCCAAUUGCCACCACCUCCUCACCCUUCUUCGUCCCAAAUGCCCCCACCUCCUCACUUGUCUUCUUCCCCACUGCCCCCUCCUCCUCACCCCUCCUGUUCCAUGCUCCCGCCGCCUCACCCGUCCUGCUCCAGCAUGCUCCCCCCCCCACCCCACCCCGACCUGCUGAUAGACAGCCACAGCCAGGCUCUGUCCCGCUCCUCCACCCUGCCUCGCCGGCCCUCGGGGUCGGCCCGCAGCCACGCGGAGCAGGAGCACUACUACAAGACCAUGCAGAACGAGAGGAUGUUAUAG